Prunus armeniaca (apricot) is the source of this 534-nucleotide messenger RNA. NCBI's taxonomy places the organism in Eukaryota, Viridiplantae, Streptophyta, Magnoliopsida, Rosales, Rosaceae. The record is from the annotation of a GenBank genome assembly.
AUGAGGAGGACCGCUAGCAAAGCAAAGAAGCAAAGCAAGUUGAUGUACAUUAUUUGUGCACCCAUUAGAACUCUGACCAAGGCCAGGAACUUUUACAUGAGGGGGCUUGAGGAUUAUGCCGGCAAGGUGGGUUAUGGUGGUGGUGUGAGUGGCUACACUGCCUCACAAGUUCCACGCUUGCCCAAGAGCUUCAGUGUCAAUUCCUCGAGCUCUAGCGACAAUGAGGACGUGAGGCAGCUUCUCAGGACGGCGUCUUCAAGGAAGAGCAAUGCAGAGAAAGAAAGCACUGUUAAGUCAGAAGGUAAUUCAGAUAUGCAUAGAAGACCAAUUGUUAGACAAGCAGCUCAACCCAUUGGUAGACAACAAACUAUGAAUGGGAUGGGGAUGAGGAGUUACAGUGUUGGGUUGAAGAUGGAAAGAAUUGAUGAGGAGAUGGCUUGUUCUUUUGAGGAGGAUGAAGCGAAUGUGAAGGCUGAUUUCUAUCCAAGAAGUAGAAGUUAUGCUGUCAACAGACGAAGUGGUGGGUUUGCUUAA